UCCCUCUCGACUGUAACACACCCUGCAAAAACAAAUUAAUUAAUUAACUCAUAGUGCUUCUUUGCUCAGCUGUGACACAUACACAUUCACACAGCUGCUCCCGAACUCGGCUAUAAUAGACACACAACCAAUGAAAUUAUGAAACUGUGAAAGUAUGAAACAAUUAACAAAUCCACGUAAAGUUACCUCAAUCGACAGAGAUGAUAAACUGUGGUGGCGACGGGGUUCGACGGAAACAAGGCCACGGCGAAGGGGGCCGAUGGAAACAGAGCCCGACGAAAAGGAUGGGGCACAGUACUGCUAGGUCGUGUCUCGUGGGUCGAGCUUACGUCAGCGACGGAGACAACGAAGAUUUUUCCUGUUUCGAUGUGGCGGCGUUUGGAUGCGAUGAAGGAAGGAGGGAUCGACGGCGUGACUCGUCGUGCGCCAGGCGGGGGAGAGAGCGAUGCAAUAGCGAUUUAGUGGUAUAGGUAAAUUACUUAUGUCUUAGACUUAGGUAGGGUUGAGGCAUUUGGGUGGCCGACAUUUACUUGAUGACCUUUCCCAUUCGGUGUCGGCAGACCGACCCACCUACGGUAUUUUACCGUUUCUAUCUCGGUGUACGGCUUCCCACAAUCACGUCUCUGAAUACCGUUUUGUACGGUUAACGGUUUAACUGGUAACCGUGCUUACUGGUACGUUUACCGGUUAAACCGCUAACCCUAAUAUCGUUUACCUGCCCUAAUGAUGGCUACAAGUAUUUUUUAACAAAUGUAGAUGACUUUUCUAGAAUGACUUGGAUCAUUCUUCUCCAUCUAAAAUCAGAAGUCAGACCAAAACUGAUAGCCUCUGCACUCAGAUGCAAAGAAAAUUCCAAAAACAAAUCAAAACCAUCAGGUCUGACCAAGGCUAAGAAUUCAAAAUGUCUGAUUUCUUCACCUCAACAGGCAUUACUCAUGAAAUGUCCUGUGUAGAAACCCCACAACAGAAUAGCAAAGUUGAGAUAAACCAUCAACAUAUUCUUGCUGUUGCUCGAGCACUUCAAUUCCAAUCUCAUCUGCCCCCAGCUUUCUGGGAAGAUUGUGUAGAACAUGUUGUCCAUCUCAUCAAUAGAGUUCCAACAGCAGUUUUCUCAACCAGACACCCUACCAUCUUUUCUACAACCAGCCACCUGACCUCACAGAGUUGAGAGUCUUUGGUUGUCUUUGCUAUGCCUCCACUCUAGCCAAUCACAAAACAAAGUUCCAGCCUAGAGCUAGAAAAACAAUAUUCAUAGGCUAUACCCCUGGCAUCAAAGGAUACAGACUAUAUGAUUUAACCUCUCAUGAAGUAUUUACUUCACGAGAUAUAUUCUAUGAGUCACAAUUUCCCUUUCAAGAAAUGAACUCUGAUAAAUCCUCAAGCUCUCCAUAAGAUCUUCUAUUCCCUCUCCCAUCCCCAGACUCAACUCUUGUUCAUGAAACCAAUCCAGUCCCUACCAUCACUACUCCCUCUUCACCUACAAUACAUCCUCCUUCUGAUCACAACAUCAAUCCUUCUCCACCUACCUCUCCCCACCACUCUACACCUUCAUCACCAACCAAUUCAUCUCCACCACCUUCCCCUCCAAACCCCCUCCUCAACCAAAUCUCAGACGUUCAGACAGAACAAUCAAACCUCCUCCUCAUCUCAUCCAAAACUACCAUUGUUAUCUUGCACAAGAUCCUAGCAGCUCCAAUCACCUCAACCUGCAACAGAUCCAAGACCACAGGUAUUCUCUAUCUUCCAUGAUUUUUUACAACAAUUUGUCUGAUCCAUUCAAAAGGUUUCUAUUAAACAUUUCCAGUCAUCAAGAACCACAAUCAUACAAAGAGGCUUCUAAGAUUGAUGUCUGGAAUCAAGCUAUGCAGCAUGAAAUUCAGGCUUUAAUCAAAAACCACACUUGGGAUGUUGUUUCUCUACCACCUAACAAGAAACCAGUUGGAAACAAAUGGAUCUACAAAGACAAGUUUUUAUCUGAUGUUUCUCUGGAAAGACAUAAAGCCAGGUUGGUUGCUAAAGGAAAUACACAGCAGGAAGGCAUUGAUUUUCAGGACACAUUUGCUCCUGUAAUCAAGAUGGCUACUGUCAGAACUUUUCUAGCCAUUGCCGCCCUCAGAAAUUGGCACAUUCACCAGUUGGAUGUAGAUAAUGCAUUUUUAAAUGAUGACUUAGAAGAAGAAAUCUACAUGACAUUGCCUAAAUGAUUCUCACCUCCUCCUGGUAUUCCCAAUCCAGUUUGCAGGCUAAGAAAGUCUCUCUAUGACCUAAAACAGGCAUCAAGACAAUGGUUCUCCAAGCUCACUGACAAACUCAUUCAGGUUGGCUAUGUGCAAAGCGAGGCAGAUCACUCACUCUUCUUCAAAGUCACAGACACCACUUACACUUGCAUUCUCACUAUGUUGAUGACCUGGUUUUGGGAGGCAAUGAUUUGAAUGAAAUUCAAGCAUUGAA
Molecule: messenger RNA, 2451 nt
Organism: Linum trigynum
Lineage: Eukaryota; Viridiplantae; Streptophyta; Magnoliopsida; Malpighiales; Linaceae
Source: the annotation of a GenBank genome assembly